Messenger RNA from Hydra vulgaris (swiftwater hydra), 2375 nucleotides. Its product is annotated as tyrosine-protein phosphatase non-receptor type 21. Gene Ontology annotation, biological process: protein dephosphorylation. The record is from RefSeq and is a predicted model, not a curated record. Lineage: Eukaryota; Metazoa; Cnidaria; Hydrozoa; Anthoathecata; Hydridae. Gene Ontology annotation, molecular function: protein tyrosine phosphatase activity. Gene Ontology annotation, cellular component: cytoskeleton.
UAAAAUUAAAUGCCACUAAAAUUACUUCGAAAUGGUCAUUAUGCAUAUGAUAAACUCUACACUCUACAUAUACGACUUCUUGAUAAUACAGUGAUGAACAUAAAUGUUCCACUUGCUUCUAAAGGCAAAGAUUGUUUACAGAAAAUUGCACAAUAUAUUGGUUUAUAUGAGAUUGAAUACUUUGGACUACAGUUUUUGACAAAGAAGGAAAAGCUUCAUUGGGUUGAUCUUGAUAAAUGUCUUAGAAAACAGCUUGAUCGACAUAAAAGUUGCAAGGGGACAGAAGCUAUACUGUUAUUUAAAGUUCAAUUUUUUGUACCUAAUUGCUGCACACUUCAGCAAGAAAUAACAAGGUAUCUUUAUUACCUUCAACUUAAGUCACUAAUACUUAGUGGAAAAUUGAAAUGUAAUCUAGGAAUUGCUCUGAGACUUGCUGCUCUUGCUGUUCAAGCUGAGUUAGGUGCAAAUGAAACUACAGAAAGUAAAAUUCAAGAUCUUGAUCAGUUUAUUUUGUUACCAUUUUAUUUAACACAUAAAGAAGAUGAAAACAGACUACAUGAGGAGAUUCUUCUUUUGCAUAAAGAAAAUAGAUAUGAUACCAUGACAGCUGCUGAUGCAGAAAAUGCAUACAUUCAGUUAUGUUAUGAAAUUCCACAGUAUGGUUGUGAAAUUUUUAAUGGAAAGGAUAAAGAUGCAUUGCUUGUUGAAGUUGGUGCAAGUUACCAUGGUAUCCAUAUUGCAUUUGUUAAUAAAGAAAAAGCUCAAAAAGUUUUUGAAUGGAAAGACAUAGGAGACAUGUCAUUUAAUAGACAAAAUUUUGUUUUGCAAAACUCAAAGACUGGCGAGACUUUUACUGUAGAUAUGGGCGAUAAUGAAAAUGCUAAAUACUUUUGGAAAGUAUGCAUUAGUCAGCAUAAAUUUUUUCGCAUAUCUGGUAACUUUUUGGCCAGGACAGCUUUCCGGACUCAAAAAGAAAUUUCAACGGAUGCUGCGAUGUUAAUCAAUGUUCAAGAAUCUCCUGGAUUUAAAAGACGAGUCACUUUAACAAAAAAGAAACUAUCUGUGAAGUCAUCAAGUCCUAAUAAAAGCCCAUCAAGUUCAGCUUCUGGUUCAGUUCACAUUCACAGCGAUAAUUCCUCCAAUAUUAGUUUGUUACUAAGCAACACUAUUGAUGAAGCGGAGUUUCUUCAUCGCUAUGAAGAUUUACUAAGCCCUACAAGAGAAAGGGGUAACUCUUCUAUAUCUCAUGGUAGUACUCCAGCUUCAAGUGAUUAUAACAGCUCUGACUCUGAUCGUGAAGUUGAGUUUAAUUAUAGCCCAGUCAGUUCAGUUGUUAAUGAAAAGAGGCGUCCUGCUUCACUUAUAAUUACAAGAUUGUCAAGAAUUGCUUCGGAGCAUAGAGAUCUUUUGUUAAAACACCUAGAGCAACUACUAGAAAAUAAUCGAAUUUUAGAAGAAUAUCAGCAAAUAUUUCGUGAAAAAACUGGUUAUUCUACAGUUUGUGGUUCAAGUCAAGUUCUUAAGAACCGAAAUAGCAAAAUACUUCCUUAUGAUGAUAACAGAAUUCUCUUGCCCCAAGAUAACAUAGAUGGUUCUGACUAUAUAAACGCAAGCCUAAUAAAGAUCAGUAAAAGACAAUCAUUUAUUGCUGCACAGUCACCAUUGCAACAGACAACCAAUGAUUUUUGGAGUAUGAUAUGGAAUGAAAAAAUUAAUGUUAUUGUCAUGAUGUCAAAGUUAAAGGAAAGAGGUGAAGAAAUCUGUUUUCCUUAUUGGCCAACUAAUAACGAUGUUGUUGCCUAUAAUCAGGUCAAAGUUAAACAGAAUUUUGUGAAAACUUAUGAAAAUUAUAUCGUUCGAAGGUUGGUUCUACAACAUGAUUUUAUUGACAAGACACAAACAUUAUUUCAUUUUCAAUACAACCAGUGGCCAGUGGAUUAUGAUGUGCCAAAAUGUAGUAAACCUUUCAUUGAAUUUAUCAAUGAGAUUCAUUCAAUACAAAAAUUGUUAAGUAAUUCAACUUCAAGCUUGCAGCCAUUGCUUGUUCAUUGUGAAGAUGGUUCUAGUCGAACAGGUGUUUUCAUACUUGUGUCUACUUUGUUCGGAAUAAUUGAAAGAAAUGAGACACUUGAUAUACCAAUCACACUUGCUGAGCUUCGUAUGCAGCGUAUGCAUCUUGUUGGUUCUGUUCAACAAUACAAAUUUGUCUACACAGUUCUCAUCGACUAUCUUAGACAAAAUAGACUAAUCUAGAUUAAUUUCUGUCUUUAUUCUUUUAAUAUAUUCUAAUAUAUAAGUUAUCUUUUUUUUGCAACAGAAUUUUUUUAAUUGUUAUAAUUUUUUUUAAAUUAUUGGGUAACAAAAUCAUUUUAAAU